AUGAAAACAUAGAAGGAGAAAUUGGACAUAGAGAACGGGGAAGGGGCGCCGGAGGAGGUGAGCAGCGGCGGAGGGAAAAGAGAAGGCGGCGGUUGAGAGAGAGAGAGAAGGUGGGAAAUGCGAGAGGAAGGUGCGACCAUUUCAAAGCGAAGUUAUCGGCGAAUCGAGCCCAAUCAGUAAUCGUUCGACAGAGAAUAGAGAGAGAAAGAGAAAGCGACGACGAUGACGAUGGGGAUGAUCCCUCAGAGCAUUGUCGGUAUCCUUCUCCUUAUGCUGCUCCUCGUCCUCCUUCUCAUCCUCAUCGCCUGUAAGCCAUGGCGCCUCUGCCUCUCUUCUUCCUCCCGUUCUCGUUCUUCUUCUCUUAAGAUUGGGGGGGAGCUAGAGAGGCCUCUUGUUUCGGAUGAUGUGGAUGCACAUGAUGACAACAAUGAAGGUGGAAGAACCUAUGAUAUUGAGGGAGCUUGUUAUCAAAAUGAUGGGCUUUUGCGUGCACCCCGCAUGGAGGGGCUUGUCCAUAAACCAAGGCUUCCUCCUGUAUCUCCUCAUGUGACUCCCCAAGUUGAUAGCUUGAUCUUAGAGGUAGUUCCAGAUCCCGUGGAGGAUGUUUCUGUUGGGCAAACCCUUAAGUACUCUCCACUGGCUGGACGCUUACCCGAUGUGCAGAAACAUUUUAGACCAGAAAAUCAAAUUCCUAAUGUAAAGCCUGGUUCACAAAGCAGCAGGCUACCAGAAUCCACAGCCAAGGUUAUUGAUCAUCAGGGAAGCUGCCUCUCCCUUGAGGUUAUUUCUGGUCCUUCUAGUGGACAACGCUGCUCUGUACAAUCAACGAAUGCUUCACGGGUUUCUGUGACCCUUGGAAGAGUUUCUAGUGACUUAUUGCUCAAGGACUCUGAGGUUUCGGGGAAACAUGCUAUGAUCAACUGGAAUGCCGAUAAGAAGAAAUGGGAGGUUGUUGACAUGGGUAGCCUCAAUGGAACACUGUUAAACUCCAGGCCAAUCAAUCACCACGAUCCUGGAAGUAGGCAGUGGGGUAGGCCUGUUGAGCUUUCAAGUGGAGACAUAAUAACUCUUGGCACAACAUCGAAUGUACAGGUUAAUGUAACAACCAAGUCUGAAACCAGGAUACCCUUUGGCAUAGGCAUGGCUUCAGAUCCCAUGGCUUUGCGCCGUGGAGGAAAGAAGCUAGCUAUGGAAGAUGUGUGCUAUUAUUCCUGGCCCCUCCCGGACAUUCAGGAGUUUGGUGUUUUUGGGAUUUGUGAUGGGCAUGGUGGAGCAGCGGCUGCAAAAUCUGCCAGCAAGAUGUUGCCGGAGAAACUUGCCAGUAUUUUAUCGGAUCCUGCAAUGAGGGAGAAAGUGAUAUCACAAGCCAACGCUGCAGAUGUUCUUAAAAGUGCAUUUUCCCAAACAGAGGCUUCCCUGACUAACUAUUACGAGGGUUGUACAGCAACGGUGCUUCUGGUUUGGACUGAUGGUGGCAAACGUUUCUUUGCUCAAUGUGCAAAUCUUGGGGAUUCUGCCUGUGUUGUAAAUGUCGAUGGGGAGCCAAUCAAGAUGACAGAAGACCAUAGAGUGUCUAGUCACUCUGAGAGACUUCGAAUCAAUGGAAUAGGAGAGAAGCCUUUAAGAGAUGGUGAAACACGUCUUUGUGGUUUGAAUCUUGCUCGAAUGCUGGGAGACAAGUUUCUGAAACAGCAAGAUGCUCGCUUCAGUUCUGAGCCUUACAUAAGUGAAGUUGUGCACAUAGAUCAGUCAAGCUCAAGCGGCUGCUUUGCACUUUUAGCCAGCGACGGGUUUUGGGAUGUUGUCAGUGUUAAAAAGGCUGUCCAGCUUGUCCAGCAGGCUAAUGAGAAGGAGCAUGCAGAAGGGGAGAAUCCAGCGGAGAAGACUGCCAAUGUGCUGUUGAACGAAGCUAGAGCACUGCGUACGAAGGAUAACACCUCCGUACUUUUCUUGGAUUUUGAUACCAAAUUUAGGUCGUCGCCUUGUAAAGUUACAGCCGCGUAAUACAAACAGCCAGUCUGUUUAGCGUAGCAGAACAAUGUUUCGUUUUUCUUGUUUUGAGGUGUCUAUAACAGAAGUAAGAUGAUACCAUGAUGCUGAAAACACAGUGGCCGCCUGUAUCAGCAACUUUGUGGAGCUGAAGUUCGAAGCUGCGGAAAAGUCGCCGCAACGUUGCUUGGUUGUCAAGGCAGUGCUACCUACCGGAAAUGGAUAUUUGAAGCAAAAUUGAUUUGGCCUGAUGUGACGGGGGAUUACAAGUCUUGGUGGAAUAAGAAAGGUUUGUUUUAGAAAUGUAGCAAUAGGAAGGUCAAUAGAAAUGUCGCAAUAGAGUUAUUAUAGCUUUCUUGAAACUAGGUCGAACUCACUUUACCAAGAAAAUGACAUUGGAAUCCCUUUACCUUUCUUUGACAUCGAUUACAG
Molecule: messenger RNA, 2421 nt
Organism: Linum tenue
Lineage: Eukaryota; Viridiplantae; Streptophyta; Magnoliopsida; Malpighiales; Linaceae
Source: the annotation of a GenBank genome assembly